Molecule: messenger RNA, 1614 nt
Organism: Ogataea polymorpha
Lineage: Eukaryota; Fungi; Ascomycota; Pichiomycetes; Pichiales; Pichiaceae
Exons: 1
Coding region: 15-734 (239 amino acids)
Biological process (GO): protein transport to vacuole involved in ubiquitin-dependent protein catabolic process via the multivesicular body sorting pathway
Cellular component (GO): ESCRT II complex
Source: RefSeq, a predicted model, not a curated record
AUGAUAUAUUUACCAUGAAUCGGAAAGGAUUGCUGUCGUUUGAUCGCAAUGCAGACCAGCAGACUAAGUUCCAAGAUCUGGGACAGGCCAUGCUGAGGCAGCGUGAGGAGCAACUGAGAACACAGCUCCAGGUGUUCCAAAAUGCGUUGGUCAGCUUUAAACAGGAGCACAAGAAGGAAUUGAUGAAGAACCCACAUCUGCGAGCGCAAUUCAGCCAGAUCUGUGAAAGUUUUGGAGUCGAUCCACUCUAUAUGACUGCCGAAGACGACCUUGAUCCUGAAGAAAGAAAUAAUAGACUUGCCAUUAGAAUAUAUGAGAUAUGUCAAGCAACUAGAGACCUGUAUGGGGGUAUAAUAUCUGUGGAUGAGGUGAUCCAGCUGUUGACUAGCACUAUCCAGGAUGGCUGGCAAUUCAAACUGGACCACCAUGAUGUGCAUGUUGCCGUGGAGAGCCUGAAAGUGCUGGGAAAUGAGUUGGAACUGGUCAAAAUCGGACCCAAGAUGUAUAUUAAGUCAGUGCUCCAGGAGUUUAAUGCUGAUCAAAGCCAAAUACUGACAGCUGCAGACAACAUUGGGUAUGUCACGGUUUCGAUCCUGCGCGACAAUUUCCGCUGGAAAACAGCAAGAUGCAAAUCAAAUCUGGACGACCUACUUUCCAUCGGGCUGUUGUGGAUUGACGAUCAAGCAGAUGAAAGAUGCUAUUGGUCAACAACAUGGAUUAACAAAGGUCAUUAGUGCGAAAUGUACUCGAAGGCAUAGCUGACAGAAUCGUAUUGAGACUCAUUUUGCAUCAAAAAGUCAUCAUUCUUUGCAAGAUCUUCACGAUCGAUAUGAUUCCAUGUGGUGGCAUCUCCAUACAACAUCGCAGCUGACUUCACUUUUUGCUUGCCGCUUUGACAGCGCUUGCACUUGUAAGUAUCAUGCGUUUCGCAGGGCGUUUGAUCAUUGUACAAAAACAACUGUUUCAAAUUUUCGCUGGAAAACUGUCUUUCCACGUCUUCGUUGGAGUCCACAACGCAUGUCGAGAGUUCCAUCUUAGCUGAUUGACGUUGGAAGAUCUUUUCCUCUAUAGUACCCGUCGCAAUAAAUCGAUAAAUAAAGCAAUUUUUCUUCUGGCCGUCUCUCCAAACUCUUGCCAGAGCUUGUUGGUCGCUGGCAGGAUUCCAGUCGGGAUCUAAUAAAAUCAGCCUAUUGGCACCAAUAAGGUUUAUACCACACCCUCCCGCUUUGGAACUUAGCAAGAAAACAAAUUCAUCAGCGUUUGGAUCGUUGAACCUGUCCACCAAUUUUUGACGUUUGUUGAUUCCCAACGACCCGUCUAAUCUCACCGUUCCAAAUCUAUGGUGUCUGCAAAGUUUUUCUAUUAGAUCCAAUGUUUGUGUGAAGUUGGAAAUAAGCACAAUUUUGUCAUCUGUUUCUUUGCGAAUUUUGAAGAGGAACCGCUCUAGCAUGGCAAAUUUGCCGCUGUACCAUGUUUGAACGUCUUUGUUUCUUCCGUUCCCAAAGUCGUAGUCAUCCGGUAUAAUAUUCUCGGAACCUGAGAUGUCGUUUGGCAAAUCAAGCAGACGAGGGUGUGUGCAUAGUUUCCGAAGAAGGCCAAUAGCUUUCAGAGGCU